UUGCUGCGCACAAUCACGAGACGACUCUGAUGUCCUGAAGGAAAUUCCUCGGCCACAGCAUGAAAAGCCAUCCUAGAAAUCUCUUUGCCCUAAACCGGCCACUGGGAUUUCCCCUGAGCUUCCUUUGCUUCUCUUCACCAGCAAAAAAGAAAUGGAAUGGCAGCACGCCCUUUCUCUGUCAGAAGGUUCCCCGGUGAGGGAUGCUCACUCCCCGCUCGACUCGGCAGCACAGCACCGGCCCCGCACACCGGAGCCCACCCCCGCGGCCAGCGGGGCCCCAGGAGCCGCGGCGGAGGCUCCCAGCGAGGAGGUGGUGGCUCGUCUUCCCCAGGGGCAGGACGGGCUUUUCCAUACAACAGAAAUUUGGCAACACCUCCCGGAGCGGGGCCUCCGCCCGCGGAGCAGAGCGACUGCUCGCUAGUGCCCCCCCUCGCCAUUUAUAGCGGCCGGGAGGAGCGCGGACCCGGCCCAGCUUCCGCCGCCCCGGGGUGGCAGCCCCGGCGGCAGUGAGAGGGAGGCGCUGCGGGCAGAUGCCCCGUGCACAUCCUGGACCUCCCCUCCACCGUGCCUUGCACUGAGCCUGCCCAGCGCGAGGCGCAUGUCCUGACCUUGGGCCCUGGAGAUGGCAGCCAUUGAGAGCUUCAGUGCCACCCACCCUGGUGACCCUGAGCCCGGGGACCUGAUCGAGAUCUUCCGACCAGCUUACCAGCACUGGGCCCUUUACCUGGGGGAUGGGUACGUCAUCAACGUGACGCCUGUAGAUGAAGGGCCCCCAGCCACGUUCUCCAGUGCAAAGUCAGUGUUCAGCAGGAAGGCCCGGGUGAGGAUGCAGCUCCUGAAGGAUGUGGUGGGAAACGAUACCUACCAUAUCAACAACAAGUAUGACGGCACCUACGCUCCCCUCCCAGUGGAGGAGAUCAUUCGGCGCGCUGAGUACCUCAUUGACCAGGAGGUCUCUUACGACCUGCUCAGCAACAACUGUGAACACUUCGUGACGCUGCUCCGCUAUGGCGAGGGUGUCUCUAGUCAGGCCAACAGAGCGAUCAGUGCCAUCGGUUUUGUGACAGCUGCCGCUGGUGCCUUCUCCUUGUUGGGCUUGCUCCGGAGCAGAUCCAGAGAGAGACAGUACUGAUGGGCUGUCAGGAUGAGCUCGGAGCAGGGCAGAGAGGCCCUGGCUGGGAGGUACCUGGGACAGUUUGUGGCCACAGCUGCCACUAAGAUUUACUAACAACUCUGUCACCCUUGCUGAGAGCAGCUAUAGUCUCUUUUCCACAUCAGCUUUUAUUUCAUUGCCUGUGAUGGUUUUUGUAGUAGCCUGGGAGUGUUUGCAAGCAAAUUCUCCAUCCUCACACACCCAGUGCUCUGCUGAGGACUUGUGCAGGCUUUCUACACACAUCCUGGUUUUAUUAGCUACACCCUGCUGGCUUUUUCUGUGAAUAACUUGUUUUAACCUUAACAUUUUUACUUUGGGUUGGUUUGUUUGUUUGUUUUUUUAAUUAAAACUAAUGUAAAAGUAUUGCUGAGGGUUUACUGCAUGUCCUCCAGCUAAGGGCCUGUGCAAGUGGAAAACCCCAGGUUCUCAGGCUUGUGAAAGGGCAGACAAAGCAUGCACUGUGUUUUGGAGCCUGCGUGCAGUGCGUACAUGGAGCUGCUCCUGUGAAGGGUGGGAGGUAGGAAGAAACAGCUGGUCUUACAAGUUAUAUCCUUCAGUGUUUUAAAUGAACGCACUAUUUUUUCCACAAUGGUGUCGUGCUCAGUUUUCUCCUGCCUGGAAACCAUCCCUUUCCCUGGCUCUUGUGACUCCCUUUGGGAGCAGCAGACCACCAGUUUGGUGGGGGGAUGGUGGUGUGGUCUAACAAAAAACCAGGUAGGUUUUCUUCAGGCAGGUGUUUGUUCCAGAUUGGGGCUGCUGUGCCACUGAAAUUCUUCUUCAUCACUGUAAGUGCAGUAAUUGUUUGUGCUGUAUCUUACCAGGCUUACUAGAUGAUCUUAAGGUCCCUUCUAACCCAAACCAUUCUACGAUUUUACUCCUUGGGCUGCCAAAGCACUGAGGUUUAAAGAUCACAAUGGAUCGCAAGGGAGCCUUUGCCCUUCAGUGCUCUGGGUGACAUACCUGGAGAAUGAACUGUGCAGCACCUAUGCCCCAUCUCCACAUGUACAGAGCCCUGCUAUUGUUGCAAAGCUGACAUGUGGCUUGUCUUAGAAAAGUGUGGUUUAUUGCUCUUUACCAGGAGUAUCAGGCUGAUGUGUUUGGAACCAUGUUAUUUGCAGAUGGCAUGUAAGAAAUAAAAUCCUGUGUGGUUUUUGCCACAGGCAACUGCCUGGACUGUAAGAAGAAAUGAGAGCAAAAGAACUGUUUGUAAGAAGCUUGCUGGUUUUGUCUGCUUUUAACAUGUACAUAAAGGGAUCAGAAGAUUUUUUUAAACAUCAGUUGUUUCAGUGUUUGAAAUAACAAAACCAAGAUUUCUGGUCAUAUUUUGUAGUGCCCUCUGUUACUACAUUUAAAUAAAGUUAUUCUUUUUUAAUAUA
Molecule: messenger RNA, 2529 nt
Organism: Strigops habroptila (Kakapo)
Lineage: Eukaryota; Metazoa; Chordata; Aves; Psittaciformes; Psittacidae
Gene: PLAAT1
Product: phospholipase A and acyltransferase 1
Exons: 4
Coding region: 623-1132 (169 amino acids)
Biological process (GO): N-acylphosphatidylethanolamine metabolic process
Cellular component (GO): cytoplasm
Molecular function (GO): glycerophospholipid phospholipase A1 activity; A2-type glycerophospholipase activity
Source: RefSeq, a predicted model, not a curated record